This is a messenger RNA of Branchiostoma floridae (Florida lancelet), 1847 nucleotides long. RefSeq names its product telomerase protein component 1-like. Gene Ontology annotation, molecular function: telomerase RNA binding; telomerase activity. The coding region runs from base 78 to 1595 and encodes 505 amino acids. NCBI's taxonomy places the organism in Eukaryota, Metazoa, Chordata, Leptocardii, Amphioxiformes, Branchiostomatidae. The record is from RefSeq and is a predicted model, not a curated record. Gene Ontology annotation, biological process: telomere maintenance via recombination. Gene Ontology annotation, cellular component: telomerase holoenzyme complex. The transcript is spliced from 11 exons.
GGGGACGUGGAAGAGGGCGUGGCGGAGGGCGUGGUGGUGGGCGUGGCAGGGGUAGAGGCAGGGGCGGAAGAGGGGGGAUGAGUUUCAAGGCUGCGUUGACCUCUGACCAAUCGGCCAAGAACACCAAUGCACACAUGGGUCUGAAGUACGACCUGCCUCUCUUGAACCGUUACCGUACCGCUCUGGACACAGCAGUAAAGAUCGCGACCUGCUACAACGUCGCCCCGAUCAAGGGGACCACUGUCAUCGCCAUGGCGAUGAACGACGAGAUGGAGAUGGCCUGUACUGCCGCACGGGGCCUCGGCAAGCCUAGAACUCUGACGGAGGUAGGGCUGCUGUUGGGCCUGAUGUGUAAACAUGCCUGUGAGGAGUCCAGCAUGCACCUGGUGUCAGCUGGUCAUCAUCGGGCGGUCAGUCUGGAGACAGGGUCCAUCCUGGAGAACGUGGAGAGGCUCAAGGGGCUCACACAGUUGAUGUCUCAGAGGUCCUCUACUGGCGUUCCCAUAGAGUUCCUGACAGAUAUGCUCAAGAACAGGGUCCAGCUGGACAAUCUCUUGGUCCUGUGGAAUGGCAAGUACAACAAUGCCAGCCUGAAUGUGAAGCUUAACAACUUUCUGGAGAAGUACCGUCGUUACGUCAACCCCAACCUGCUGUUUGUAACGGUGGAUCUCAGCGGGAGGUCCUGUGGGAUUGUGGACCAGGAAACACAUCCCAACGAUAUCCACAUUGCUGGGUACAGCGACCAGAUUCUCAGGUUUAUAGCAGAGAGAGGUAGCGGUGCCCAGCUGACCCAUGUGGAGAACAUUGACCAGGCUUACAACCUGAAACCUGUGCCUACUGCAGCCAUCUCCAGAUCUACUGCAGCUGCACAAGAACUGCAGACUACUGCAGAUUUGUCUGUGGCUCGACCGCUGACCGUUCCAAAGUGGAGAACUGCUCGUGUGUUCAUCUCCUCCACAUUCCGUGACAUGCACGGGGAGAGGGACCUGCUGACACGGUUUGUCUUCCCAGAACUGCGGGCACGUGCUGCAGAGAGGUUUGUCCAUAUCCAUGAGGUUGAUCUACGCUGGGGUAUAACAGAGGAGGAGUCUCGUAGUGAGAAGUCCAUUGAGAUCUGUCUGAGCGAGGUCUCGCGCUGUCAGUUCUUCCUGGGGAUCCUGGGAGAACGAUACGGCUGGGUACCGGACAACUACGUCGCUCCAGACACGCCAGAGUUUGAUUGGCUGAAGACAUAUCCAGCAGGACGUUCCAUGACAGAGCUGGAAAUCUACCAUGCUGCCCUGUCCGACCCGACGGCUGCGCAGGGGAAGGCUUUCUUCUACUUCCGUGACAAUUCAUUCCAGAGUGAAGUUGGUGGAAAACAUCGAGAGAGUUUCAUCGCAGAGUCUUCCUCCGCUGAGGAAAAGAUGGCGAAGUUAAAAAACAGGAUUCGAAAAAGCGGGCUGGAGGUGCAUGAUGGGUAUCCCUGCAGCUGGGGAGGAGUGGUGGAUGAUGGGAAGGCGAUGGUGUCUUGGACUGGAAGAGUUCGGAAUGAGGGUGCUGAACAACCUGUGGAACGCUGUGGUCAGGGAGUUUCCUCUAGAAGAGUCUACUGAUGACAGUAACAAUGAGACCAGUCUUCACAAGGCCUUCUGUCUGGAGGAGGCAGGGAGGUUUGUGGGAAGGGACAAACUCCUGAAGCAGUGUGCUGCAGAGAUCUCUCUGUGCAAGAAUGGUACCUUGGUGCUUGUAGGAAAGUCAGGUAGUGGUAAGACCUCGCUGGUAGCCAGACUUGUGGAGCAGUAUGUGGAAUCAGACAGCUGCUCGUCUCCAGAGUGUGUCCUGUUACACUUCGUGGGCGCGGCUCC